This is a messenger RNA of Acanthopagrus latus (yellowfin seabream), 1982 nucleotides long. RefSeq lists its product as uncharacterized. Gene Ontology annotation, cellular component: Golgi apparatus; endosome. NCBI's taxonomy places the organism in Eukaryota, Metazoa, Chordata, Actinopteri, Spariformes, Sparidae. Gene Ontology annotation, biological process: Rab protein signal transduction. Gene Ontology annotation, molecular function: GTPase activity; GTP binding. Bases 204 to 896 code for a protein of 230 amino acids. The transcript has 2 exons. The record is from RefSeq and is a predicted model, not a curated record.
AGAAACCGAAAAUACAUGUUGAUUAUUGAAGAAUGUCCGAAAUAAAACAGAGGAUUAGAAACAUAUUGUAGAAAUGUGGGUAAAGUGGUAAAUAACGGGGACGCUGUCUCAUCCGUGACACAUUUUCCACAGACACCCAUUGGCCUCUCACGUUCUCGCGAUGUUUCGGCGCCGCUCACAUCUAGACCGCGAGAAGAUGAGCGAUGGCAAUAGAAAACAAACCUGGGGACGAAUUUGACACCGUUUUCAGUCAAAACGACUCUUUAGAGCUGUCGUCGCACCGCGACUAUGAGCCUGCACAGGCUCGCAUCUUCAAGUUAAUCGUCAUCGGAGAUUCAAACGUGGGGAAGACGUGUUUGACUUACAGGUUCUGCGGGGGAACUUUCCUGAAGAACCCGGAGGCAACGAUCGGGGUCGAUUUCAGAGAGAGGACGCUGGAUCUCGAUGGGGAGAUCAUCAAGAUCUGGGACACGGCGGGUCAGGAGCGCUUCAGGAAGAGCAUGGUGGAGCACUACUACCGCAGCGUCCAUGCUGUCAUCUUCGUGUACGACGUGACCAGCCUCUCCUCCUUCGAGAGCAUCCCUGAGUGGAUCGAGGAGUGCCGCCGACACUCUGUGGGGCCCAUGGUGCCGCGCAUCAUGGUGGGCAACAAGUGUGACCUGCGGGACCGCCGGGAGGUCCCCACCUCGGCGGCGCAGCGUCUCGCUGACAGCUACAACUUCCCGCUGUUCGAGACAUCGGCCAAAGACCCUGCCGAGAGGGACAAUGUCGACGCUAUCUUUCUGACUCUGGCUUACAGACUCAAGAGCCACAAACCCAUGAGACUGAAGCAGCUGAGCGAAAGCAGGCAGCUGUGGGACCAGAGAGAGCGGGAAGCAGGAACUUGUGAAUGCUGAGGUCACCUCCGUUCCUAUAUGAAUGUACCCGGAGCGUGAGAAGGUCGUCGCAGCCUUCGGGAACAGCAACGGUGCUGAGCGAGGCGGCGUUCCUCCUUGACAGCGCCACUGAAUUCUUACGAUCUUGAGUCAGAAAAGGAAGACAAACGUCCCAUUUUGUUUCCCAUUUUCCCUGCCUGAUGUAAGGCACUGUUACAGAUGGAAUGGGCCUUUAAGUUUGCACAAUAUUAAACCAACAUUUCAGUGAAAUGCAUGAAUGAUUAUGGAGGUAUGCCAAACAUCUGUAGCUCAAACUGCACUCAAAAUCACUUUGACUAAAAAACUUUAAAAAAAAAAGCAUUACAGAGUACUUUAAUACCUAGACUCAUUAUAUGCAAUCAGCUGUCUAGUAGCACUACAACUUAUCUACACUAUUCAAUACAGACAGCUUAUUAAGAGACAAAAUAGAUCAAUGUAAAUAAUGGGACCAAGAAAGUAGAUUUAAAACUGUGAACAAAGCUGUGCAAUCAUUUUCUAAAAGAGGUUGACUUAAAGUGAUAUUUCAGUUUGUUAAAAAAUAUAUAUAUAUAAAUGCAGCAUGCGUUUCGGUGCUGUCGCUAAAUGUGUGUUACUCAAAUAUGAAUAUGAACAUAACGAGCUUUGCGUUGGAUCAUUCUUGUACACAACAGGAGAGAGCUCACUCAUGACAGAAAAAAAAAAACUGCAAAUAGACAUAGUUUACUUGAAAUGCACGAGUGAAUACAUGCUCAGUGGUCUUGUUAGACCGGAUAGCAUCGACGACACGAAGCAAAAUCUGGACUGAUUCUUUUGUUGCAUGUGUACAAUAAUGCAAAACACCUUUCCAACACUAUGGAGAUUUGUGACAAUGUGAGGCUGCAAAUCAAUAAAAGUGGUUUUACCAAUACGAUUUCUGAGGUUUCUCCUGUGUCAUGAUGUGCAUGUACAUGCUUACACGCAACGAACAAUAAAAUAACACGAUUUUAUUUUAGGUGUGUUUUUAUUGGUUGACAUUAAAGGUGCAACAUGUAAGUCGAGCCAAGUCAAGUAAAAUGUUCAUCAGAAUGUGUAGAAAGAGGAGAUUUGAGG